Molecule: messenger RNA, 1046 nt
Organism: Hippopotamus amphibius kiboko
Lineage: Eukaryota; Metazoa; Chordata; Mammalia; Artiodactyla; Hippopotamidae
Product: elongation factor 1-gamma-like
Exons: 2
Coding region: 271-969 (232 amino acids)
Biological process (GO): translational elongation
Cellular component (GO): nucleus; cytoplasm
Molecular function (GO): translation elongation factor activity
Source: RefSeq, a predicted model, not a curated record
ACCCUGUACACACAUUCUGAAAACCCGAGGGCCUUCAAGGCCCUCACUGCCGCUCAGUACAGCGGGGUUCAGGUCCGCGUGCUCUCCGCACCACCCCACUUCCAUUUUGGCCAAACCAACCGCACCCCCGAGUUUCUCCGCAAAUGUCCUGCUGGCAAGGUUUCAGCCUUUGAGGGCGACGGUGGAUUCUGUGUGUUUGCGAGCAAUGCCACUGCCUACUAUGUGAGCAACGAGGAGCUGCGGGGAAGGACUCCCGAGGCAGCAGCGCAGAUGGUGCAGCAGGGGAGCUUUGCGGAUAGCGACACAGUGCCCCCAGCCAGUACCUGGGUGUUCCCCACUUUGGGCAUCACGCAUCGCAACAAGCAGGCCACAGAGAAUGCAAAGGAGGAGGUGAGGCGAAUUCGGGGGCUGCUGGAUGCUCACUUGAGGACGAGGACGUUUCUGGUGGGCGAACGCGUGACGCUGGCUGCGGGGCCGAAGGCUGAGGAUCCCUUUGCUCGCCUGCCCGAGAGCACCUCUGUGUUGGAUGAAUUCAGGCGGAGGUACUCCAACGAGGACGCGCACUCCACGGCGCUGCCGUAUUGUUGGGAGCACUUUGAUCAGGGUGGCUGGUCCCUGGGGGACUCUGAGUACCGCUUCCCUGAAGAGCUCACCCAGACCUUCAUGAGCUGCAACCUCAUCACUGGAAUGUUCCAGCGACUGGACAAACUGAGGAAGAGUGCCUUUGCCAGUGUCAUUCUCUUUGGAACCAACAAUAGCAGCUCCAUUUCUGGAGCCUGGGUCUUCCGAGGCCAAGAGCUUGCCUUUCCGCCGAGCCUAGACUGGCAGGUGGACUACGAGUCAUACGCAUGGCGGAAACUGGAUCCCGGCAGCGAGGAGACCCAAACGCUGGUUCGAGAACACUUUUCCUGGGAUGGCGCCUUCCAGCAUGUAGGCAAAGCCUUCAAUCAGGGCAAGAUCUUCAAGUGAACAUCUCUUGCCAUCGCCUAGCUGCCUGCACCUGCCCUUCAGGGAGAAUGGGGGUCAUUAAAGGAAACUGAACAUUG